Molecule: messenger RNA, 2894 nt
Organism: Toxotes jaculatrix (banded archerfish)
Lineage: Eukaryota; Metazoa; Chordata; Actinopteri; Toxotidae
Gene: timp2a
Product: TIMP metallopeptidase inhibitor 2a
Exons: 5
Coding region: 286-948 (220 amino acids)
Biological process (GO): negative regulation of endopeptidase activity; negative regulation of membrane protein ectodomain proteolysis
Cellular component (GO): extracellular matrix
Molecular function (GO): metalloendopeptidase inhibitor activity; protease binding
Source: RefSeq, a predicted model, not a curated record
UCAGAAAGGAAAACAGUCUUCUAAAGACAGACAGCGGCUGACAGUGACCAGGACACCUUCGGGCCCCACCGAGCUCACCGUGUAACCACACCUGUGUACCGGAGCCGACGGAGCAGACAGCCCGGUGUUGUUGACGUCGCCAGGUCUCUGUAGGUUAUAAAAAAAAAAAAAAAAGACAGGGGAGGGGGACGCUGCUGCCUGCCGCUGGAUCUACACUGCAACGUAUCUGCGCAGCACACAGCAACGAAGAGGCUGAAAAAACACAUCGCGUCAGUGUUUAACAAAAUGCCGUUUUCCGUUAACGGCAUCCUUUGCACGCUCGCGCUGCUGCUCCUGUGGAGGGCGGAGGAGCUCGCGGAGGCGUGCAGCUGCGCUCCGGUACAUCCGCAACAGGCGUUCUGCAACGCCGAUGUAGUGAUUCGAGCAAAAGUGGUGGGAGAGAGAGAGGUGGUUUCAGGGAAUGAUAUCUAUGGAAACCCCAUCAAGAGGAUCCAGUAUGAGGUCAAACAGAUCAAGAUGUUCAAGGGGCCUAACCAGGACAUCGAGGCCGUCUUCACCGCUCCUGUGUCUGCUGUCUGUGGUGCUUCCCUGGAUGCUUCUGGCAAGAAGGAGUACUUGAUCUCAGGCAAGGCCGAGGCCAGCGGGGGCAUGCAUGUGACCCUGUGUGAUUACAUCAUGCCCUGGGACUCCUUGAGCACCACCCAGAAGAAGAGCCUCAGCCAGCGCUACCAGAUGGGCUGUGACUGCAAGAUUGUGCGCUGUCCCUCUCUGCCCUGUGAGAUCUCGGCUCCUGAGGAGUGUCUGUGGACGGACCUGAUGAUCGAGAAGCAGGUGCACGGACGCCAGGCCAACCACUACGCCUGCGUAAAGAGGGCGGACGGCUCCUGUUCCUGGUACCGCGGUGUCGCGCCGCCCAAGAAGGAGUUCCUGGACGCCGAGGACCCUUAGUCAUGUGGCACGCCUGUCUGCCCGCUGCACAGCCUGAUGAAAAUAAAUGAAAACCAUUCAAUUGAAAUGAAAUAGAUCAACAUCAGGCAAAGUGAGUUUUUGAUUUAAAAAAAAAAAAAAAAGCAACGCUAAUGUGACUGAAAUUACCUGCUGGUCUGAAAACAAUCUUUAGCCUCUCUGUAUUUGUUGUCUGUAAGCAUUUCAGUCAGAGUAAGCAGCUGAAGCCACUUUCAACCUCAACAUUGUUCAACAUCAACGGACCCUGAAGAGGCUCAGAGGUUGUUCUCAGACACAGCGUCUCUUUAAAAACAAAUGAAAUAGCAUCAUGAGACAUAGACUGGUCAAGUGAUGAUGUAACUUCCUCCUGAGGCUGGCGUCAGGAGGAUAUAAAUUCUCGCGGAGAGAGAGCACUUCCUGCCCUGCAAAGCAAUUUAAAAGCUCUGCUCUCCCCAAUCAAUCCCCCGAUCAACAGACGAUCAUUCGUUACCCAUUGUGUUUCUACUUUUAUUACCUCAUUCUCCAUUUUAUUCCAAAGCCAAAUUCCAAGUUGCCUUUUUUUAAAUGAUUGUCUCCCUCUCUCCGAACGCCAUUAGUUACUGCUUCUCUCAUCUUCUCUGCUGGAAACUGUUUGGCCACUGUUUGUGACAUCGGACGCCCACGGCACAUUUUACCAUUUCUUUAAAAAGAACAUGAUUCAUCUUGCAUGGCUGACAUUUUCUGGUUUCAUUAGGGGAAAAUCUUUUCUUGUAGUGAUUUUUAACAGCAGCCUGUGACCGUCGCGGGCCUCACUGGACCAGUCUAUGCUGUGUGAAGACGAGCGCUCUAAAUUUAAACCUGCUUGCAAGGUAAAAACAACACCUCUCCACUGCCCCACAGUCCAAUCAGAAACUUCCCAAAUUUCUCCCUCUCUCUCCCCCUUUCUUCCUCAAAUCUUCACCUCUCUCCCUCGUUAUCCCCACUAUGUAGCUGUACAGUACCUAUGCAUAUACUUUUGUUGUUACUUGAUAAUUAUUAUUUACUGCAUUAGAACUAGAUUUGCACUUUUUGAGGAUGAGUUCCAGUAAAGACAAGAGCCUGAACACUCUGAUGUGACAGUUAUUAUCUCUCGCCCAGACCGACAGAUCCACCUCAGGUGCAGAUUUCACCUUUUUUGUUUUUUGUUUGUUUUGAACUUUUUUUGGAGUGCUUUUGGUGAUCCAUACUCACAAACGCAAGCUUAUUCUUGCUAUCUUUGUCAUAACAGAUAAAAUAGUACUUGCAGUGAAAGGAAAAACAAAAAAGUGGCGUGUGCGAGUUUCGGAUAUAAGGGAUCUUUUUGCAGAUUUUAUGUGUGAAAGGGAAACAAAAAGAGCUUGAGGGAUGUUAUUUCAGUGUCUUUGUGUUAUCUGUUGAUUGUAAAUGCAAACAGCAGUUUCAUGAUUUGCCAGUAUAUCCUCGCAGACAUUUCAUCUCAUGAGUAAUAAGGUCUUUACACGCUUAAUGUUAGCUUCGACUCGUCUUUCCUGCUCCUUCCAGUUAUUAAUGAAAGCUUUAUCGCUGUCCUAGAAAGCAAGUUACUCAAUCGAAGUUUACAGUGCUGUUUUAUACACCUCAAGCUACAUUAACAAAAAAAUAUAUAUAUGAUGGAGUAUUAGAGGCAUAAUUUAAAAGUAAACUCUUUCCAUUUUCCAUUACUUUGUAUUUUUUCAGUGUUAUUAUUAUACCUGUCAUGAUUUUUUGUGUGUUUUCGCUGUCUACGAUGUCUUUAGCUGUAGUGUUGAGUUGAGAAGGUCCUCUUGCGCUGGAGUCACGUGAGAGUGAGAGAGAUUAAUCCUUUUUGGAGAGAAAUGAGAAAUGGGUACCUUGUGUGAAUAGAGGCCUGUGCAUGUGUUUAAUGCUUUGUGUAAGUCCGGGCGAAGGACAAAAAUAUUCAGUAUUAUCAAAUAAAAUCCACACAUUUCAAAGAA